Messenger RNA from Notothenia coriiceps (black rockcod), 404 nucleotides. RefSeq names its product UPF2 regulator of nonsense mediated mRNA decay (gene upf2). The transcript has 2 exons. Gene Ontology annotation, biological process: nuclear-transcribed mRNA catabolic process, nonsense-mediated decay. The record is from RefSeq and is a predicted model, not a curated record. Gene Ontology annotation, molecular function: protein binding; RNA binding. Gene Ontology annotation, cellular component: exon-exon junction complex; cytoplasm. NCBI's taxonomy places the organism in Eukaryota, Metazoa, Chordata, Actinopteri, Perciformes, Nototheniidae. The annotation marks the transcript as partial.
GGAGCAAAUGAUGCGUAAGAAGCAGGCUCAGCACCUGGACGCCCGCUACGUGACGAUGGUGGAGAACGCCUACUACUACUGCAACCCUCCGCCCAUGGAGAAGACGGUGAAGAAGAAGCGGCCGCCGCUGCAGGAGUACAUCCGGAAGCUUCUCUACAAGGACCUGUCCAAGGUGACCACGGAGAAGGUGCUCCGGCAGAUGAGGAAGCUUCCCUGGCAGGACCCCGAGGUGAAGAGCUACCUGAUCUGCUGCAUGGUGAACAUCUGGAACGUGAAGUACAACAGCAUCCACUGCGUCGCCAACCUGCUGGCGGGGCUGGUGGCGUACCAGGAGGACGUCGGGAUCCACGUGGUGGACGGGGUGCUGGAGGACAUCCGGCUGGGCAUGGAGGUGAGGAGGAAGG